Molecule: messenger RNA, 13689 nt
Organism: Chrysoperla carnea
Lineage: Eukaryota; Metazoa; Arthropoda; Insecta; Neuroptera; Chrysopidae
Product: dynein axonemal heavy chain 17-like
Exons: 51
Coding region: 1-13689 (4562 amino acids)
Biological process (GO): microtubule-based movement
Cellular component (GO): dynein complex
Molecular function (GO): dynein intermediate chain binding; dynein light intermediate chain binding; minus-end-directed microtubule motor activity
Source: RefSeq, a predicted model, not a curated record
AUGGGUGAUAAAGAGAAGAAAAAAGAUGGAAAUGGUGAAGGUGCUCCAAUUAUUGAAGAUGAACGUUGGGAAUAUCUAUUUAAUUAUGUUGCAAAAUCCUUAAAAAUCAAAAUGGAAAAAUGGAAUAAAAUGAUGUUAAUUGAAGAUUAUAAAGAACUUGUCAUGAAAUUUUUGAAUGAUCCAAAUGUUAUGAACAUAAUUUUUACAAUGUCUAUUGCGGGUUUAUUGACCCCUUCAUUUUCAUAUCCAAAAAAUGUGAAAAAUAAAUGCGUUUAUUUUAUGAAAAAAGGAGCAAUUGAAUUAACAAAUGAAAAUAUUUCAAAAGUAUUACUGUUUGGCGAUAUGUCUCCAAAACCAUUAGAUGAACUUAAAAUUCUUCUUGAAGAGUUAAUUACACCACUCUUGGGAAAUCCUAAAAAUCAAGUAGGUUGGCCCACAGUAGUUAUACAGGAUUUGGAACGACAUUUACAUGAGUUUCGAAACGAUAUUCUCCAAGUUAAAGGCGCAAUGGAAAACGAAACUCUUUUACCAAUGCCAGCUGGUGCAGAAAGGGCAUAUGAAGUAGAACAAGAUUUUCGAGAAAGUGGUGGCGAACAACUUGAUAUCAAAUUGAAAUCAUCGAUUGAAGAAAGCAUCAUAAAAUGGUCAACAAUUGUAAAUGAUGUUAUGAAAGAGAAAUCAUCGACUGGCUUACAAGAUGGUGAAAAAUUAUCACCAUUAAUGGAAAUCGAAUUUUGGGAAAAACGUUUAAAAACAUUGGAAUCAAUUUAUGAACAAUUACGUGAUCCACGUGUUAAAAAGAUGGCAUCUAUUUUGGAAUUAACAGAGAGUGUUUAUUAUCCUAGCUUUAAAAUAUUGUUUCGUAAUGUUGUCGCAGCUGUGGCAGAAGCACGUGACGUUGUAGUCCAUUUAAAACCGCUAGCAAAACAUUUCACACAAUUGGAACAAAACGAUUUUACUGAUUCUCGUAGCUAUUUGAAACCAAUGUUACAUUGUGUGUGCUUAUUAUGGGCAAAUUCACGUUAUUUUUGUUUAAAUUCAAAAAUGACUUUAUUGUUGCGUGAAAUUGCUAACUCAAUUGUUGAAGAGUGUACGAAGGAGUUAGAUCCAGCAUCAAUAUUUCAAGGGGAAAGCGAAGAACAAGUUAAAAUUUUAGAAACUGUUCUUGAUAUACUGAAAAGUUUUAUCACAAUGUAUGAAGAAUAUCGUGACAAAAUAGAAACAUUUUUUCCAAAUCAAAAAGACGCAUUACCAUGGAAUUUUCAUCCAAAAAUGAUUUUUGAUCGUCUUUUAAAAUUUAUAACACGUGUAGAAAAAAUUUAUGAUUUUUUUCAAACUGUUAUUGAAUUUGGACGAUUGGAAAAAGUUGAAAUUGGUGGUAUAAAAGGACGUGGCAUUAGUCAAAAAGUACAAAUGGUUUUAAAUGAAUUCACCAAGUAUAAUGCACAUUUUGGAAAUAUUUCAUAUGAUCCAUUAGAUCCAGAUGAUGAUUCAUUUGAUAAAGAUUAUCAAAAGUUCUUAGACGAAGUUAUUGAUUUAGAUAGGAAAUUGGGAGCAUUAUUUUCACAGGCUUAUGAUGAAUGCUUUAAUUUGGAAAGUAUAUUUAAAUAUCUGAAAGUACUCGGGAAUUUAUUAUAUCGACCGUUAGUUUACGAAGAAAUUGAACCAAAAUUGAAAAAUAUAUUAGAUUUAAUGCACGUCGAAUUAGAUACGACCAAAUCCUUAUUUGAUAAUGGAGAAAAAUAUGGUAUUCCAAUUGAUACUUAUAUGCCACCAGUAGCGGGCACAAUUUUUUGGAUUAAUAAAUUAAAAGCUCGCAUCGAACAACCAAUGUUGGAAUUUAAUGAAUUAACACUCAAAAUUGCUGAAACUGAAGAAGCCGAAUACAUCAGACUUAAAUAUAAACAAAUGAUUGAAUUAUUAACUGCAAAAUCAGAAAAAGUAUUCGAUGAUUGGGUUACAUCCGUUCCAGAUAUUGUAAAAGAUAAAACAAACAUGUCCGUUCUAGUACGUGAUGGCGAUAAAAUACGUGUAAAUUUUGAUCAGCAAUUAGAGGAAGUUUUACGUGAAAUUCGCUAUUUAAAGUAUGCUGAAAUGAAAGAUCUUCCAAAAGCAGGAUUAGAUUUUUAUGGUAGAAAUGAAGAAUUAUAUAAAUUUAAAAUCAAAUUGAAACGUAUUGAAGAAUGGUAUAAUUUAUUGAUUGAGAAUUGUACAGAUGUCGAAUUGGAAAUGAUAUCAAACGAUAUGAGUGUUAUUGAUGAAAUGAUUAAUGAUUUAAUCCAGACAUACACAUGGAAUGAUGAUGUUUUGAGUCCGGUGGAAGCUGUUUACGAAAGAAUUGAGAAUGUAAAAAAUCGAAUUUUACAAGCGCAAAAGAAUUUAGAAGGAGUAUUGGAUGCAUUAAAAGAACUUGGCAAACAAUAUCUAUUUGAUAGGAAAAAUGGUAAAUUAUUAGCUAUCGAUACAAAAGAAGAUGCGAAAAAUAAAAGAUAUGGUGCAAUUAAAACAAUUGCUGAAGAUCUUAAGCAUGUAAUGGAAGAGAAUUAUUUGCUGUACUUCAACGUGAAAGAAGAGGAAAUCGAAGAAGAGGAGGAAGAAGAGGAAGAGGAAGAAACACCACCUCCUUCUCCGCCUAAGCCUCCAUCGCCACCCCCGUCAAAAGAUAAAAAAGGAAAAGGUAAAAAAGGAGAUAAAAAGAAAGCUAAAGUAUCAAAGAAAGAAAGUAAGGAGGAGAAAAAGGAGAGAAAAGCAGCAAUAUUAGCUGCGAAAGCAGAAGAGAGUCUUGCUGAAGAAGAAGAAAUGUGGGAAGCACAAGAAACAUUGGCGGAGCUUAGACGAUUCCGACGGGAAAAAUGGGAGAAAUAUGAGGAAUAUGUAGAUAGAAAGAUUGAACAUCUUUUGUUAAAUAUAUGCGCAAAAAGUAUCGAAAUUUUCAUGACAAAUACACAACCAGUUCAGCCACCAAAUACACCACCUCUCUUUGAAGUCGUUUUAGGUUUAAAAGAACCUGAUUUGGAUUAUAAGCCACCAAUAGAAUCAGAAGCUCCUGGUAGUUUAAUCACUAUAAUUGAAGAAUUGUUAAAUGAUAUCACUUAUCAAGGUGAACUGAUACCGCGAGUUGAUGAAAGGCAGCCAUAUCCUCAUUAUCGAGAGGUUAUCGAAAAUGAUCGUUACAUUUACGAUGAUACAACUGAAAUUAUUCAACGAGUUAUUCAAGCAAUCGAGUUAAUCGUUGAACAUGUGGAAUCAUUUGAACCACUACGAUACUUAUGGUCCGAUGAUAAAAAACAAGUAUUAGAUGAAUUUUUAAAGUAUAGUCGUCAAUUAACCGAUGAAGAACGUAUGAUGUUAGAAACGGAACCACCAAUGGUCAUCAAAGAGAAAAAACCAUUAAUUGAAGAUUUUCAACAUAGAAUUGAUUUUUAUGAGGAAAAGUAUGAGGAAUGUGAAAAAUUGGAAUUUGAUAAAGUUUUUGAUGCGUGGCUAAAUCUUAAUAUGAGACCAAUACGACAAGCAAUUUUAAAUCAUAUUCGAAAAUGGGGCAAUAUGUAUAAAGAUUAUAUUGUUAAUCAUGUCAUUAGCAGCCUGGAAACUUUGGACGAAUUCAUAAAAGAAGCUACCGCUGAAUUAAGCAAACAAAUUGUUCAAGAUGAUUACGGGCAAUUAGUUCGAAUAAUUACUUAUUUAAAUAAAAUUAAGGAUCGUCAAGCGGAAACGGAUGGAAUGUUUAAACCCAUUCAAGGAUUUAUGGAGUUACUAAAGACAUACGGUGUUAAAUUUGAGGAAGACGUUCAUGCCCUGCUACAAGAAUUACCUGAUAAAUGGAACAGUUUAAAAAAACAGUCGUACACUGUCAAAUCAAAUAUUGCCGAUUUACAUGCCGCUCAGUGUAAAUUGAUAUUAAAACGAUCAGCAUUAUUUCAAAUUCGACAACAACAAUUUAAACAAAAAUUCUUGGAAUUACCAAUAUUUAAUUUCGAAUGUACAAAUCCAUAUUUUCAUUUGGAUAAAUGUAAUAAAGAAUGUGAACAAUUGGAAGGGGUUCUAAACAAAAUUAAAGAUCAGGCAACUUUGUUUGAAGUUGAAUUACCAGAAUAUCUAGAUAUUGAACAUGUUCGCAGAAUUUUACCAAUGGCCAAGAGAACUUGGGACUACAUAUUAAUUGCAAAAUCACGAUUCGAUGAAUGGAAAAGUACAUUAUGGCAAAAAAUUGAUGUUGAAGCUAUGGAAACUGAUUGUAAAAAAAUGGCAAAAGAAAUUCGUCAAUUUGAUAAAGAAAUUCGUGGUUGGUCAAUUAUAGAAGCGUUGGAUGCUGAAGUAAAAAAUAUGCUAACAUCAUUAAAAGCAGUUACUGAAUUACAAAAUCCUGCAAUUCGAGAUCGUCAUUGGAAGCAAUUGGAGCAAGUGACUAAAGUAAAAAUUGAAAUGACUCCCCAAACAACACUUUCCGAUUUAUUAGAGCUCCAAUUGCAUAAAUUUGAGGAAGAUGUUAAAAAUACAGUGGACCAAGCUAUAAAGGAACAACAAAUGGAAAAGGCACUAAGAGAUAUAACAAAUAAUUGGAACACCAUGGAAAUGAGUUACGAUUAUAUGGAGAAAACUAAAUGCGAUGUUGUACGUCCGAGUGAAGAAAUUGUUGAACUUUUAGAAGAUAAUCAGGUCCAAAUACAAAAUAUGUUGAACUCAAAAUAUAUACCAUUCUUUUUUGAUGAAGUCUCAGAAUGGCAAAAAAAAUUAUCUACAUCCGAUGCAGUUAAUGCAUUAUGGUUUGAGGUACAACGUAAAUGGAUGUACUUGGAAUCAAUAUUUGUUGGAUCUGAUGAUAUUCGUCAGCAAUUACCUGCAGAAUCGAAAAAAUUUGAUGUUAUUAAUCAUACAUUCAGAGUAAACCUACUAGCAAACAUUUUAAAAACACCAAAUUUUGUAAAAGCAACAAACCAAUCAGGUCUUUAUGAUAAGCUUGAAGCAUUAAAUGCCGAUUUAAUUGUCUGUGAGAAAGCAUUAAACGAUUAUUUGGAAACAAAACGAUUAACAUAUCCACGAUUUUAUUUUAUAUCGUCUGCUGAUUUAUUAGACAUUUUAUCGAAUGGCAACUCUCCAGAACUAGUCCAAAGACAUUUGACAAAAUUAUACGAUUCAAUGGCAAAAUUAGAUUUCUUAAAACAAGGUGAUCAUUUACUGAAAGAUGCAAAAGGUAUGACUUCGAAAGAUGGCGAAUAUAUGCCAUUUGUUGGUAAAAUUCAAUGCGUUGGAAAAGUAGAAAUAUGGUUAAAUAAAUUAACAGAUAUCAUGCGAGUAACUGUAAAUCAAUGUAUACAUGAUUCAGUUUAUGCUUAUGAAGAAAAACCACGUGAUAAGUGGCUGUUCGAUUGGCCAGCACAGCCUGCGUUAGUAGCAACUCAAAUAUGGUGGGCAUCUGAAGUUAAUUUAUCAUUCUUUCGUAUGGAAGAAGGAUUUGAGAACGCUCUAAAAGAUUUUUCGAAGAAGCAAGUCAUACAAUUAAAUAAUUUAAUAAUGUUACUACUUGGUGAUUUAACUGAAGGCGAUCGACAAAAGAUUAUGACUGUCUGUACAAUUGAUGUACAUUCACGUGAUGUUGUGACCAAAAUGAUUGUAGAAAAAGUUGAAAAUGGUGGUGCAUUUCAAUGGCAAAGUCAAUUACGUCAUCGUUGGGAAGAUGAAACAAGUCAUUGUUAUGCUAAUAUUUGUGAUGCACAAUUUCGUUUUGAUUAUGAAUAUUUAGGAAAUACUCCACGUUUAGUGAUUACACCUCUAACGGAUCGAUGUUAUAUUACAUUAACACAAUCGUUGCAUUUAAUUAUGGGUGGCGCACCAGCUGGUCCUGCUGGUACUGGUAAGACGGAGACCACUAAAGAUUUGGGAAAGGCAUUAGGUAUGAUGGUGUAUGUUUUCAACUGUUCAGAACAAAUGGAUUACAAGUCCUGUGCAAAUAUUUAUAAAGGAUUAGCCCAGACAGGAGCAUGGGGUUGUUUUGAUGAAUUUAAUCGAAUUGCCGUUGAAGUGUUGUCUGUAAUUUCUGUUCAAGUAAAAACAAUACUCGAUGCUAUUAAAUUUAAAAAGAAAGUGUUCUUUUUUUAUGGGAAUGAUAUUGUAUUAAUACCCACAGUUGGUAUGUUUAUAACAAUGAAUCCUGGAUAUGCUGGACGAGCUGAAUUACCAGAAAAUUUAAAAGCCUUGUUCAGGCCUUGUGCUAUGGUUGUACCAGAUUUUGCGCUAAUAUCCGAAAUAAUGUUGGUAGCAGAAGGUUUUCAAGAUGCUCGAUUAUUAUCCAGAAAGUUUAUAACAUUAUAUACACUAUGCAGAGAAUUACUUUCAAAACAAGAUCAUUACGAUUGGGGUUUAAGAGCAAUCAAAUCUGUACUUGUGGUUGCAGGAUCUUUAAAACGAUCUGACCGACAAAGGCCCGAAGACCAAGUGCUUAUGCGAGCGUUACGAGAUUUCAACAUUCCAAAAAUAGUUACGGACGAUGUACCCAUUUUUAUGGGACUUAUUGGUGAUUUGUUUCCAGCACUUGAUGUUCCCAGAAAAAGGGAUCUAGAAUUUGAGGCACAAAUUAAACAAGCUGCUACUGAUAGGCUGCUACAACCUGAGGAUGGAUUUGUAUUGAAGAUUGUACAACUUAAAGAAUUAUUUGCCGUUCGACAUUCAGUAUUUAUUAUUGGAUUUGCUGGCACGGGAAAAAGUGAAGUAUGGCGAACUUUAUACAAAACAUAUCAAAAUUUAAAAAUGAAACCAUAUUAUAAUGACUUAAAUCCAAAAACUGUUACAAAUGAUGAACUAUUUGGUAUUAUUAAUCCAGCCACACGUGAAUGGAAAGAUGGAAUAGUGUCCGUAUUAAUACGUGAUCAAUCUCAACUACCAGGCGAUGGUCCUAAAUGGCUAGUUUUGGAUGGGGACAUAGAUCCGAUGUGGAUUGAAUCAUUGAACACUGUCAUGGAUGAUAAUAAAGUACUAACGUUGGCCAGUAAUGAACGAAUUGCUCUUACAGCACAAAUGCGAUUACUAUUUGAAAUAUCAAAUUUACGAACUGCGACACCAGCUACUGUCUCGCGUGCUGGAAUUUUAUACAUUAAUCCAGCUGAUUUGGGAUGGAAUCCAUUUGUAUCUUCAUGGAUCGAAACUCGAGAGACAGCAUCAGAAAAAGCACAAUUGAUAAUAUUAUUCGAUAAAUAUGUGAAUCCAUGUCUGGAAGUAUUAAAAACAAAAUUAAAGAAAAUUACUUCAAUUCCUGAAUGUGCCCAUCUUGAGAUGUUAUGCUUUCUUUUGGAAAGUUUAUUAACACCACAAAAUGUACCAAAAGAUUGUCCUAGAGAAUGGUAUGAAAUAUAUUUUGUAUUCGCUUCCGUUUGGGCAUUUGGAUCAUCAAUGUUUCAAGAUCAACUUAUUGAUUGGCGUAAUGAGUUCCAUAAAUGGUGGAUUAAUGAAUUUAAAACUGUUCGAUUUCCCUUACAAAAUACUGUUUUUGAUUAUUAUGUAGAUCCACAAACAAAAAAAUUUGUACCAUGGUCAAAUCGAGUGAAAAAAUUUGAAUUAGAUACAGACAUACCUUUAUCGAGUACUUUAGUAGAUACAAGUGAAACAUCACGUUAUAGAUUCUUUAUGGAUUUACUGUUACCGAUAAAAGCGCCAAUUAUGCUCAUUGGAACAGCAGGCACUGGUAAAAGUGUAAUUAUUUCAGAUAAAUUAGGUACAUUACCCGAAAAUUAUCUAAUAUGUAAUGUACCAUUCAACUUCUACACAACAUCCGAGAUGUUACAGCGUGUACUAGAAAAACCGUUAGUAAAAAAAGCUGGCAGAAAUUAUGGACCACCCGGUACCAAAAUGAUGAUAUAUUUUAUUGACGAUUUAAAUAUGCCAGAAGUGGAUACAUAUGGAACAGUACAACCGCACACAUUAAUCCGGCAACAUAUGGAUUAUGAACAUUGGUAUGAUCGUGUUAAGAUCCAAUUAAAGGAAAUCCAUAAUGUACAAUAUGUUGCGUGCAUGAAUCCAACAGCUGGAUCUUUUACAAUUGAUCCACGAUUACAAAGACAUUUUUGUGUUUUUGCUGUAAGUUUUCCAAGAACUGACGCAUUAAUGCGAAUUUAUUCAGAAAUAUUACAUCAACAUUUGAUAGCACCACAUAAUAAAUAUUUACCAUCUGUUGCUGACGAAAUCGAAAAAGUGAUUGCGAUCGCAUUAGAUACGCAUAAAAAAGUUACAGAAAACUUUUUACCAACGGCUAUUAAAUUUCAUUAUAUUUUUAAUAUACGAGAUCUUUCAAAUAUAUUCCAGGGAAUCUUAUUUACAACAGGUGAAUGUAUUAAAAAUACAUCAGAUUUAUUACGCGUUUAUAUGCAUGAAGCUACACGUGUCUAUUGUGAUAAAUUAGUUGAAGCUGAAGAUAUCAAAAUAUUUAAUCGAAUUGUCUCCGAUUGUAUUAAAAAGGGUGAAAUUGAAGAAUUAAAUGAAGCUUCUAUUUUUACGGAGCCUUUAAUAUAUUGCCAUUUUGCGGAAGGAAUAGGUGAUCCAAAGUACUUACCAAUUAGAGAUUGGGAUCAAUUGAAUAAAUUAUUAAAUGAGGCAUUAACAAAUUAUAAUGAAUUGAUUGCAAUUAUGAAUUUGGUAUUAUUUGAAGAUGCUAUGUAUCAUUUAUGCAGAAUAAAUCGAAUCAUGGAAGCACCACGUGGAAAUGGUCUAUUAAUUGGCGUUGGUGGUUCUGGAAAACAAUCUUUGUCUAGAUUAGCAGCCAGUAUCUCAUCAUUGGAAGUAUUCCAGGUUCAAUUACGUAAAGGCUAUUCAAUAGCAGAUUUAAAAGCAGAUAUUGCCGUUUUGUAUAUGAAAGCUGGCGUGAAAGGAGUUGGAAUCGUAUUUUUAAUGAAUGAUUCUCAAGUAGCGGAUGAGAAAUUUUUGGUUGUUAUAAAUGAUAUAUUGGCUACUGGUGAAAUACCCGAAUUGUUCCCAGAUGAUGAUGUUGAAAAUAUUAUAGCUGCUAUGCGAAAUGAAGUGAAAAUAGCUGGAAUACCAGAUACACGUGAAAAUUGUUGGAAAUUUUUUAUUGAUCGCGUACGUAAAACCAUGAAAAUUACUUUAUGCUUUUCACCAGUUGGAUCAACAUUACGUAUUCGAGGAAGAAAAUUUCCAGCGAUUGUAAAUUGUACGUCAAUUGACUGGUUUCAUGAAUGGCCCCAAGACGCUUUAGAAUCAGUAUCAAAGCGCUUUUUAUCUGAAUUACCAUGUUUACCGAAUGAAUUGGUUGUUCCAGUUUCACUUUACAUGUCGUAUGUUCAUACGAUCGUAAAUCAAACGUCUCAAGUGUAUUUGGCAAAUGAAAAGAGAUAUAAUUAUACAACGCCAAAAUCAUUUUUGGAACAAAUUGAUUUAUAUUCUAGAUUAUUGACAAAGAAUAUUGAUGAAGCAAGAGAUCGAAUUCAUCGAUUAACUAAUGGUUUAGAGAAGUUAAGAACUACAGCCGGUGAAGUAGCGGGAUUAAAAGAAAAAUUAGGCUUACAAGAGGUUGAAUUAAUAGCAAAAAAUAAAGCUGCCGAAGAUUUAAUUAAAAUCGUAAGUGAAGAGAAUGAAAAAGUUGGAAAAGAAAAAGACUAUGCUGCGAGUGAGGAAAAAAAAGUGCGAGUUAUUGAAGAAGAUGUAACCAAGAAGGCAAAAGCUUGUGCUGAAGAUUUACGAAAAGCAGAACCUGCUCUAAUUCAAGCAAAAGCAGCUUUAGAUACUUUAAAUAAAACGAAUCUAACUGAAUUAAAAUCCUUUGGAGCACCACCAGAAGCUGUAAUAAUGGUUUGUGAAGCUGUUAUGGUCUUAAUGGCCAAAGGUGGUCGAGUACCAAAAGAUAGAUCUUGGAAAGCUGCAAAGGUAAUGAUGGCUAAAGUCGAUAAAUUUUUGGAAAAUCUGGUUAAAUAUGAUAAAGAUAAUAUCGCACCAGAAGUUGUAAAAGUAACCAAACAACAAUACUUAAGUAAUCCUAAAUUUGAUCCAGAAUCAAUAAAAGCUAAAUCAAUGGCUGCUUAUGGUCUUUCAUUAUGGGUCAUUAAUAUAAUCAAAUAUAAUGAUGUAUAUGUUGUGGUCGAACCAAAAAGAAAAGCACUUCAAAAAGCAAAUCAAGAGUUAAAAGAUGCCCAAAAUCGAUUAUUAGAAUUAAAAUUGAAAUUAGAGCAAUUAGAAGAACAAUUAGGAGAACUAAAAGCACAAUUCGAUUCAGCAGUCGAGGCUAAAAUAAAAUGCCAACAAGAAGCAGAUGCAACCGCUUUGACAAUUGAUUUAGCCAAUCGAUUAGUCAAUGGUUUGGCUUCAGAAAAUAUACGAUGGAAGGCUUCGGUCAUAAGCUUAAACGAAUCAAUUAUAACAUUGCCUGGUGAUAUAUUACAAGUGACAGCCUUCAUUUCAUACGUGGGCUGUUUCACAAGAAAAUAUCGUGCAGAUCUCAUAAAUAAAUAUUGGGAACCGUUUAUAGACAGGCAACCAAUACCUAAAACACCCGAUUUAGAUCCGUUAACAUUGCUAACAGAUGAUGCUCAAAUUGCACAGUGGAAUAAUGAAGGUUUACCAAGUGAUAGAAUGUCCACAGAAAAUGCGACAAUAUUAACAAACUCAUCGAGAUGGCCACUAAUGAUUGAUCCACAGUUACAAGGAAUCAAAUGGAUAAAAACAAAAUACGGAGAUGAAUUAAUAGUAUUACGAUUGACAAUGAAAAACUAUUUAGAUCGAUUAGAACGAGCUAUUGAGAAUGGCAACACUGUAUUACUAGAAAAUAUUGGUGAAUCAGUUGAUGCAGUGCUAGAUCCAUUAUUGGGCCGAGUAUUAAUAAAAAAGGGAAAAGUUUUAAAAAUGGGUGAUAAAGAAGUCGAUUUUAGUGAAAAAUUCCGUUUAAUUCUUCAUACGAAAUUAGCGAAUCCACAUUAUAGACCAGAAAUGCAAGCACAGUGUACACUUAUUAAUUUUACUGUUACAAAGGACGGAUUGGAAGAACAACUUUUAGCUGAAGUGGUUAAAGCUGAACGACCUGACUUAGAAUUAUUAAAAUCUGAGCUAACAAAACAAAAUAACAAUUUCAAAAUAACAUUGAAAAAUUGUGAAGCAAGUCUGUUAGCACGUUUAUCAUCUGCUAGUGGUAACAUACUAGGUGAUGUGGCAUUGGUUGAAAACCUGGAAACAACGAAAAAAACUGCUGCCGAAAUAAAUAUUAAAGUUGAAGAAGCUAAAGUGACAACCGUACAAAUUGAUGAAGCACGUGAAGCAUAUAGACCAGCUGGUGCUCGAAGCUCACUAUUAUAUUUCGUAUUAAACGAUUUACAAAAAAUCAAUCCAAUUUAUCAAUUUUCAUUGAAAGCGUUUAGUGCUGUUUUUGUACGAGCUAUUGAAAAUGCAAUACCUAAUGAAGUUGUCGCCGAACGGGUUUAUAAUUUAAUUGAUAAUAUUACAUUUUCUGUUUAUCUGUAUACGAAUCGAAGUUUGUUCGAAAAGGAUAAAUUAAUUUUCUUGAGUCAUUUAACUUUACAAAUCCUCUCAGCAAAUAAGGAAUGUCCAGCUGAUGAAAUUGAUUUUCUAUUUCGAAUGCCACUUCAGCCAGUUACCGUUUCACCACUAGAUUUUCUACCUCCAACUGCUUGGGGAGCAAUAAAAACAUUAUCCACUCUGGCCGAAUUCCAAGGCUUAGGUAAAGAUAUUGAAGGAUCAUGGAAAAGAUGGAAAAAGUUUGUAAAUUCUGAAGCACCAGAGUAUGAAAAAUUCCCGUCUGAAUGGAAAAAUAAAACUCCUCUACAGCAGUUAUGUAUGAUGCGAGCAUUGAGGCCGGAUCGCAUUACUUAUGCCGUAAAAGUAUUUGUGGAUAUUAAAUUGGGAAAAAAAUUUAUCGAAACUCAUAUUAUUCCAUUUCCUGUAUCGUUUUCGGAAUCGUCAGCAUUUACACCCAUAUUUUUCAUUCUGUCACCUGGAGUCGAUCCGAUGAAGGAUGUAGAAAAAUUGGGUCGUACUUUAGGAUAUUCUACUGACAAUCAUAAUUUCCAUAAUGUAUCACUUGGACAAGGUCAAGAAGAAGUUGCAGAAUCAGCUAUGGAUACCGCAUCUAGAGAUGGUCAUUGGGUCUUAUUACAAAAUAUCCAUUUAGUGGAAAGAUGGUUACCAACUUUAGAUAAGAAAAUGGAACAAGUUUUAGAAGGAGUACAUGAUAAUUAUAGACUAUUUAUUAGUGCAGAACCUGCACCAGAUCCAUCAUUUAAUAAAUUACCACAGGGUGUACUCGAAUCAUCCAUAAAAAUAACAAAUGAACCUCCAACGGGUAUGGCACCAAAUUUACAUGCUGCUUUCCAUCAAUUUACAGAAGAUACUUUAGAAAUGAGUAGCAAAGAUACAGAAUUCAGAUCAAUUUUAUUUUCAUUAUGCUAUUUUCACGCUGUCGUUGCUGAACGUAGAAAAUUUGGUGCUCAAGGAUGGAAUCGUGUUUAUCCAUUUAAUGUUGGCGAUUUAACAAUAUGUGUUUAUGUAUUAUAUAAUUAUUUAGAAAUUAAUCCGAAAGUACCAUGGGAAGAUCUGCGAUAUUUAUUUGGUGAAAUUAUGUAUGGUGGUCAUAUCACUGAUGAUUGGGAUCGUAAAUUAUGUCGAACGUUUUUGGAAGAGUAUAUGAAUCCAGAUUUGAUUGACUCAGAAGUGUAUCUGGCACCUGGAUUUUUAGCACCUCCAACUUUAGAUUAUCAAGGCUAUUUAAAAUAUAUUGAUGAAAAUUUACCACCGGAAACGCCAUAUUUAUAUGGGUUACAUCCAAACGCCGAAAUUGGGUUUUUAACAACUGUUGGCGAAGUGUUAUUUAAAACAUUAUUCGAAUUACAACCAAGAGAUGCUGGUGCAUCACAACAAGCUGUACCUAGAGAUGAGAAGAUAAAAACUAUAUUAGAGGAUUUUACGGAUAAAUUACCAGACUUAUAUAACAUGGCCGAAUUAUAUGCCAAAGUUGAAGAUUUAACACCAUAUACGAUCGUGGCGUUUCAAGAAUGUGAGCGUAUGAACCACUUAGUGGAUGCAAUGAAAACUCAACUCAAAGAAGUUGAACUAGGUUUAAAGGGUGAACUUACAAUAACAAAAGCUAUGGAAGAUUUACAAGAAUGCUUAUUUAUGGACGUAGUACCGCCUGCCUGGGAAAAAUUAGCCUAUCCCAGUUUAUUACCAUUAGGCGGCUGGUUUGCAGAUUUAACUGUACGAAUGUCUGAAUUGACAAACUGGACAUCCGAUUUUUCGUUACCUGCAACUAUUUGGUUAGCUGGCUUCUUCAAUCCGCAAUCACUUUUAACAGCUAUCAUGCAACAAACAGCCAGGAAAAAUGAAUGGCCAUUGGAUAGAAUGUGUUUAAAUUGUGAUGUUACGAAAAGGAAUCGAGAAGAUUUUACAGCCGCUCCACGAGAAGGAGCAUAUAUUUAUGGACUGAUAAUGGAAGGAGCACGCUGGGAUACAACCCUGGGUAGCAUUGUUGAAUCAAACAUGAAAGAAUUAUUCCCUCAAAUGCCUGUUGUAUUCAUUCGAGCUGUUACGCAAGAUAAACAAGACACUAAAAAUGUUUACGAAUGUCCCGUUUAUAAAACUAGAAUGCGUGGACCUACGUUUGUUUGGACAUUUAAUUUAAAAACGAAAGCCAAAGCAUCGAAAUGGAUUUUAGCAGGAGUUGCACUAAUUUUACAAAUUUAA